This is a messenger RNA of Hypanus sabinus (Atlantic stingray), 3598 nucleotides long. RefSeq names its product circumsporozoite protein-like. Gene Ontology annotation, cellular component: BLOC-1 complex. The transcript is spliced from 5 exons. The record is from RefSeq and is a predicted model, not a curated record. Lineage: Eukaryota; Metazoa; Chordata; Chondrichthyes; Myliobatiformes; Dasyatidae. Bases 84 to 1130 code for a protein of 348 amino acids.
UUGCGCAUCGGCUGCUAGCGCCAGGUUGACGUGAUCGUGCCGUCGCCGAGGUAACCGUCAGAAAAGCGGGGUUAUUGCGCAGGAUGGAGGUGAGACCGGCUGGAGAGAUCCUGAGCUCCGAGUGGGAGCGAGCCGGGUCGGACCCGCCGGCCGAGGGCAGCCAGAACCCGAGGUCGGACCCGCCGGCCGAGGGCAGCCGGAACCCGAGGUCGGACCCGCCGGCCGAGGGCAGCCAGAACCCGAGGUCGGACCCGCCGGCCGAGGGCAGCGAGAACCCGAGAUCGGAGCGAGCCGGGUCGGACCCGCCGGCCGAGGGCAGCCGGAACCCGAGGUCGGACCCGCCGGCCGAGGGCAGCCAGAACCCGAGGUCGGACCCGCCGGCCGAGGGCAGCCAGAACCCGAGGUCGGACCCGCCGGCCGAGGGCAGCCAGAACCCGAGAUCGGAGCGAGCCGGGUCGGACCCGCCGGCCGAUGGGAGCAGGAACCUGGGGUUGGAAUCGUCGGUGUCCGACCUACCGGUGGGGAGCAACAGCAGCCUGGGAUCGGAUUCACUGGCCGGGGGGAGCGGGAGCUCGGAGUUGAAUCCGCCGGCCGGGAGAAGAGGGAUACUAGGGUCACACCCGCCGGCCGGGAAGAUGCAGAGCUGGGUGAUGCAACAGGACGUGCAGAUGGUGUCGGCGAGUCUGAAAGUUGAUCCCUGUCGAGAGGCUAAGGAACUUACGGAGAGCAUUGAAGAAAUGUUAAUUCGAUUGGAUGAAUUUUGUGGAAUGCUUGACAUGAUUCGAAAUGACUCCUCUCAAAUUUUGGAUGAAAGUAUACCAAAACUGAAGGUCAAGGCACUAGAAAUGAAGGAGGUAUAUUCUAAGAUUGAUAAAAUGGAGAUUUUUGUGAAGAUGGUUGAACAGAGUGCAGCUAUGCUGGAGGAACAAGUGAUUCAGGCAGAAAAAGACUGUGGCAGCGUGUCUCGGGGUGUUUGCAGAUUCCUCCAUUCAAUCAAUGCACCGUUUUUGAAUAAGAAACGUAACUGUAUCAGCCAGCAGAAUUUGGCAUAUGAGCUACCCAACCUAUACCGAACUGAAGCCUGUUUUCCUGCAAAUCACAACAGGACAUUCUUUAAACAAAACGAGUGAGGGUAAUUUUGUUCCUCUUGCCCAAGAGGAAACUAUUUACAUUAACGUGAAGAACCUGGCAUGACUGCAAGUUUUGUACAGUUUCUGUCAUUAAGUUCCACUUGGACAAAGGCUGUAAAAUGCUUCAUUGCAACUGUGGAGAUAUCCUACAAACCAACUCAAAGUACAAAGGGAUUUGCAUGAAGAAACUCUAGGAUUGUGUUACUUGUAGGUUAUUAAUGAAAUAAUACAGGUUGAGUAGCCCUGAUCCGAAAUUCCAAAAUGUUAUUGAGACGUGAUUUCACAAAUACAAAAUUCCAUAAACGCUGGGAAAUUUCCUAAGCGAUACGGAGCUCUCUACGCACCAGACAGUACUGAGAAGUGAUCUAACUUCUGUUCAUUACAUAUGUAAAUGAUAAAAUAGAAAAAAACAGCAUAAAGCGAAAAAUGAAGAUCUUGAUUGUGUCUUGAAAGAGUGGAUUUAUCAGCUUUGGAGUGAAUGUAUGUUGAUCAUGAAACAAAGCUUUAUCUUAAUGAACUGAAAAUUGAAGGUAAUUGUGAAUACUCAGCAGUCAGGUUGCAGAAAUUUAUGAAAAGGCAUGGCAUUUUAUUUUUAAAGAUUUGAGGUAAAAGUGUCUACAUCACAAGGCAGAGAAAUUAAUGAAUUUGCCAAGAUUGUCACUGAUGAAAACCUUGAUAAUGCUGAACAGGUGUAUUAGUACAUAUGUGUAAUGCACAAGUGUAAGACAAAGACUGCUUACCAGUGGCAUAUAAAUUCAGAGUUGGAAAUGAUGGCGAUCCCAAACUAUUUCAUUAUAUAUUCCAAAAUCUUAAAUAUUUCCAGCCCUAAACAUUUUGGAUAAGGGGUACUCAAUCUGUAAUGCCUGGAGUUGCAGCUCCACCAACGCACUAAAAUCUCACAGCUGUACCAUGGCCAAGGCAACUUAACAUUAUGCUUUUUGGCACACUACUUCCCUUGUGAUAAUUCAAUGAACAGUUAAUCAUAUUAUGAAAGUGAAUCUAAAUUUGCGGCAUGUGUACCUUCAUGUCGUAGGUCUUAAAAGCCACACUGGUUUUCAAAUCUAUGUUUAAGUACCAAGUACUGAUCUAAUAUUCAUUUGUCUUGAUUAUUUCAUGCUUAUGAAUACUGCACUUUUCCUGUCAUGGGAAAUUGGGCAUUUUAUCUGCUAGAAAAAGGUCAACUGCCAUUUUUCGCAUCCAAAAAUACACUUCCUGUUAUAGGAUGUAAAACUUACAAUGCCCUGAGUUUUAAAAUCAACAUAGGAAUAGAGUAGAAGAAAUAAAAUGCUUAAGAUAUUGUGGAUAUUAAAAAGGACGAGUAAGUGACUCAUUUUGCGCAAACUUUCAAACCAAGACUAGACACUUUUAGUACCAAUUCUCCAAUGUUUUCUAUCUUCGACAAGGCAUUAAUAGGAACAGUUUUACAUCAUGGAAACACUGCAUUUGAAUUAUCUGUUAAAGCACACUUCCUGUCAACUGUACAUACAAUUCUUGCCCAGCAGUACAGACAUACAGAAAGCAGCUUUUUUUCUGUGAAGUGAAGCACCCAUAGGCAGUUGCAUUUGGCAAGUUGUAUUUCUAUUGAUAAAUGAUACAUACAAUCUAACCAAGCACAAUGGAAAUUUUAAAAAAUGGAUACAUAUAAAAAGGAGAGUGAAAAAUGCACAAUGCUACAUUUGCAUAAAUUCAGCCUCCCAGGUAAACUUCAGUAAGUCAUAGAACAGUAUAGCACACAAGGACCCCUUCAGCCCAUCUAGUGAGAACUGAACUAUAAUUAUGCCUUGACCCGUCGACCUGCACCCAGACCAUAGUCCUUCAUGUACUUAUACAAAUAUUGCUUAACUGUUGAAAUUGAACCUGUAACCACCUCUUCUGUUGGCAGCUUAUUCCACUCUCACCACCGUUCCCCUUAAACAUUUCACCUUUCAUCCUUAACCCAGUUCUAGUAUGAAUUAGAGCACCAGUUUAUUAAACUUUGAACACUUGUCAGAUUGAAAUUGCCACUUCUAUGAAUUCAGAACAGCUUAUUACUCAAAAUGUUUACAGACUUUGAAGGUAAUUUGUUUUCUACAUAGUUUUGCAGAGCAAACUUUUUUGCUAGCUCUGAAUUAGACUGGGUGAGAGAUAUGUUACUUUGCAAACUGGCUGUUUGUGAAAUGUUAACUACAUUUGCAUAAAAAUUAAUAGAACAAUUAUUUUAUGUAAUAGCAACAAGUGGUGAGAGUAAAAGUAACUACAAGUUGUAUUUUUGUAAUUCAUUCCAAAUUGCCUCUUAUUCUUCUCAUUUGCUAUUAUCAAUCCAGCAUAACCAAUGUCAUUCACUAGUUUGUAAUAACUGUAAAUUUGGCAUUUCUCUUUACACUGAUGUAUUUUUAGUUUUUAAAUUAUUAGCUGUCAAUUAAAUUGAAAAAUUUACUUUUAAAGAUGCAUCAAGAUUUACCUACAUUAAAAUGAUAUAAUUAAUGAUA